UGACGAGGGAGGGUGUGACUGUGGGAGGAGGGAAACCAAACCUAGACAUUUUCUUUACAAUUGAUUAACCCAUUUUUUGAUAAGUACCUGAAAUCCUCCCCCGCCAAGUGGUCAGUCAGAAACUAAUACUCGUAAUAAAUAAGUAGUAAUAAUAAUAAUAAUGAUGUCGGAUGGAGAUUACAUGGAACGAAACGCAGCAGCGGCUAGGUUUUUAUCUCUACCUAAAGACGAUCAAUAUAAAUGGGUACAGGGAGUGAUCUAUCUAGGUCAUCUGUCUGAGGAAAGGAAACGAUACCAAAGAUAUUUACUAAAUAAAAAAAUAAAAAACUACGAGCAGAUUUCAUAUCUAAACGAGCAAGAAUUGAUAAAUGUGGGGGGUUUGGGCAGAGAAGAGGCCGAGAGUCUUUACAAUCGAUCUCAGAAGAAGCCCUACAAGUGUCCAUCCCUUCUAGGACGUUUAGAACAAAAAAAGUUUAAAGAAAUGAUGAUGGGACUCACGGUAGAAGACGACGAAGAAUUAAUAUACCCACAAUCUGAUGAUGAUGGGGCUUCUUCAGAAGCAAACUCCAAUCAGACUGAUGAAGGAGCUUGUUCAAUUAGAAAAAUCAAUUGUUAUGAUGACCAAGGAAAAAAAGAAUUGGUGGAGAUGGUUAAAAGUUAUCAGAUGAAGUUAGAGGAGUUGAAUCAGAUAGCAAAUAAAAGGAAAAGUAACUUGAGGAAUUGAUUGAUUGAUUGUACAAGAAUGAUGAUCCCAUUUUAUCCACCAAAGCAAAUUAGGCACUAAUUAAAGACGUUUUUCAAUCUGAUAAAGAAGAAAAAGAAGAUAGUUAACAACUGGUAGUUUUAUGUCUUCUUAUGUCAACUUUGUUUCUUUUAUCAUCCCUUUUUCCAUCUAUAUAUAUUUUUGUUGGGGGAGAA
Messenger RNA from Erigeron canadensis, 918 nucleotides. RefSeq lists its product as uncharacterized. The record is from RefSeq and is a predicted model, not a curated record. The transcript is spliced from 5 exons. The coding region runs from base 161 to 724 and encodes 187 amino acids. NCBI's taxonomy places the organism in Eukaryota, Viridiplantae, Streptophyta, Magnoliopsida, Asterales, Asteraceae. Gene Ontology annotation, molecular function: nucleotide binding.